AUGUUGGGCGAAACAGUGAUAAGCGUCAAAGUUAUUCGCAAUAAAGUUACUGGUCAAACUUUGGGUUAUGGCUUUAUAGAGUUUCCCAGUUCGACCGCUGCACGGGAUGCUAUGUUGAAGCUGAAUGGAAAGCCAAUCCCCGGAGUUGCUACAAAGCGAUUUAAACUGAACCAUGCAAGUUACGGAAAGGAUAGCUCUUCCAGUAACGAGUGUUCCCUUUUUGUUGGAGAGCUCACAGAAGAUGUGGAUGAUUUAGCACUAUUUAAUGCGUUCAAAAAAUAUCCUACUUGUCGAUCCGCCAAAGUGGUUAUGACUAACGGUAAAUCACGUGGCUACGGAUUCGUGCGGUUCUUGACCGAAUCGGAUAUGGAUAAAGCGUUAAUUGAGAUGCAAAACUACUGCGGUUUAGGGUACAAGCCGAUUCGAGUAAGUUUGGCCAUACCAAAACGCUACAAUGCGGAUGGAAGUCUGGCAGUCACAACCUCGUCCAGUUCGGAAACCACUUCCUCCAUCGUCCCUAGUGUUAUUCAACGAUAA
Molecule: messenger RNA, 537 nt
Organism: Echinostoma caproni
Lineage: Eukaryota; Metazoa; Platyhelminthes; Trematoda; Plagiorchiida; Echinostomatidae
Source: the annotation of a GenBank genome assembly